Molecule: messenger RNA, 522 nt
Organism: Acanthocheilonema viteae
Lineage: Eukaryota; Metazoa; Nematoda; Chromadorea; Rhabditida; Onchocercidae
Source: the annotation of a GenBank genome assembly
AUGAAACGUUUACCACCAAAAGAGAUGGAUAACACUGAUAAUAAUGCUAAUGCUAAUGGAAAUAAUAAUAAGGAUAAUUUAGCAUACUCAACUAAUUCAGUAGAUAGCUCAAUUUCAUCUGAUCUAUCGAUACCAUCAUGGGCUGAUCCAUUGCAAAUGUUUUAUACGGGUGAAGAUCCGUUAUGUGAUUUCAUAUUGGAAGGCUUAGGACUUAGUAAUGCGGAAUUACCGCUUAUCGUUAUUUUGGAUGCAACAGUUAGCCGGAUGUGCAUUUGUGAGAAACCGGAUGUGAGUGCUGAAAUUGUUGCGGAAUUUGUGGCUGAUUAUAAGAAUGGAAAACUGAACAUGGCACCAUUACCAAGAACAUGUCAAAAUAAUGCUGAACCAAUUCGAUACGGUAAUAUCCCAGCGCAAGCUGUUCAUCAAGCAUUGGGUAUUGGUGGUUCACCAUCAGCUAAUUCAAUUUUAAAUGAAAAUCAAUCAACGAUAGCUAAUGAUCAACAGAUUCCCAUUGUUCUUUAG